AUGCAACGUGGCCUAGAUUUUGAAAAAUUAGCCGAGUUGGCCCUUGGCUCCAUCCAGAAUACCCUUGAUAACGAAAGCUGGGCCGUUUCUGGCCUAGCCAGACAGUACAAGGCUGAUGUGGAUUCCAAAGUGGAAUUAGCAUCGAGUAUCAACUUGCUCUAUCACACCAUACUCAAGCGGGGCAAGAUCGUAUGCUGUGGUGUUGGAAAGUCUUACAAAAUCGCCACGAAGACAGUUGCGACUCUCAAGUCGCUUACCAUUAACGCGGACCAGUUGCAUCCAACCGAGGCAUUGCAUGGAGAUCUCGGACUCUUGGGUAACAACGACUGUCUCAUUUUUUUCACAGCCUCAGGAAACACCCCUGAGCUCAUACAGUUGUUGCCUCACAUUUCACCAUCUAUACCCAUAGUGCUUCUUACAUGUUCAAAGAAGUCGAAGCUCUCGCAAAGCCAUCAGGUCAAGAGUUUGCUAUAUGCCGAGUUGCCAGAGCAUCUCAAAGAGUCCAAGAUCCAUGGUAUCCCUGCUCCCACGGUGUCAGCUACCUUAUCAUUAAUCCUUGCCGAUGCAGUUGUACUCGCAUUGGCUGAGAUGAUCGAGCAAGACCUGGCAAAGAGAAAGAAACAGUUCUCUAUGAAACAUCCUGGUGGAUCCAUCGGCUCUGAUUUGAGUCAUCUCAAUGAUAAUUUCAUUCGGUCAAUGCUGAUUGAGAAAGCUGAUCGUGAAAGCUUCCAGUCAGCAUCCCUCGAGAAGGCUGAUCGUGAAAGCUACUCUUCUAUGUUAUCAUUGAACCAGGUGAAGAAACAUUAUGAGGGCGGUGCUUCUACAAAUUCUCUGGAGUCGUCGCCAGUCAUAUCUGACUCCGAAGAAAUCGAAGUUACUUCGAACAAAAAAUUGUCUAUAGCCAUCAGCCAUGCUUCGUCUACCCAGUGUUGCAAGACGAACUAUGGCACUAUUAAAAACUGGUCCGAGUUGGAUUUCUUGAAGAAUGUGGCAUUGUUCUCAUUUGUUCUUUACGAGAAGGAAGGUGCAACUUUUGCCGCAACUGCAUCUGAUUUGCGAGAUGCUUAUAAGGCAAAUACCAGUAAAGACCCCCAAUGGACCGAUAUGGCACAGCUUUUGAAAGAGUUUGAACGAGUCGAGUCAAACGCCAACACUUUCAUUAUCUGA
Molecule: messenger RNA, 1167 nt
Organism: Australozyma saopauloensis
Lineage: Eukaryota; Fungi; Ascomycota; Pichiomycetes; Serinales; Metschnikowiaceae
Exons: 1
Coding region: 1-1167 (388 amino acids)
Biological process (GO): carbohydrate derivative metabolic process
Molecular function (GO): carbohydrate derivative binding
Source: RefSeq, a predicted model, not a curated record